GAGCGCGAGCGCGGCGCACGUGCGCGGAGCGCGCUUCACUCGGCAGAGUUCGCAAAAUUCAAAUCCAGUUCGAAUCGAUCGCGAGACGCAGCGCUGCUCACCGGCGGACCUGCUCGCGCGCGCGACCCGCACAGCACGAGGCGACCGAUAAGACUCACGGACGCGACUGGAGACGUUUCAAGGGUCGUUUUUCCCCCUUGUUAUUAUUAUUUAUUAUUAUUUUUAAAAUGUCCUGUACGGAUUUAACUUCCUCGCUUCUCACAUUGUUUUUUUUUUUGUAAACGGAGACAUUUCUUUUUCAGCGUAACGGUUUUGUGAAGGCGGUUUUUUCAGCCUGUUUCCUGUUUAUUCCUGCGAUCGACUGGAAAGGAAGGAAAGAAAGAAAAGAGAAAAAAAGAGGUGGAAAAAAAACCACCCAGAGCGCGUGACCACCGCCGCCGCCGCCGCCGCUUCUGUUUCCUUCUCGCGCGCAGUUUCGGGCGCGAUGGACCGGCGGCCCCCGCAGUUAACCCGGAGCGGAGGAGAAAGUGCGCGAGCUCACCGGAAACGAGCGAGGAUGCACCUGCUCCACUAGACAACGCGGUCUGGUGUAGUGAGAGGAGCACACAGGCGAGUUGGAGUUGAUCUGGAGAUCUGGAGUGAGAGAAUUAUCACUGGGAGGAUGGAGAUGAGGUGGAGGUCUGCAUGGCUCUUGCAGCUCAUCCUCCUGGUCAUUGUAGUGAUGAUGUCAUGCCGACCAGUGUGUGGUGGUACCCAGAAUUCAAGGGCAAGCACAGGUCAGUACCAGGUAAAGCAGGGUACGUGUGAGGUCGUGGCGCUGCAUCGCUGCUGCAAUAAGAACCGGAUCGAGGAGCGCUCGCAGACCGUCAAAUGUUCCUGUUUCCCUGGACAGGUUGCUGGAACGACCCGCGCUCAGCCGUCCUGCGUGGAAGCGUCCAUCGUCCUGCAGAAAUGGUGGUGUCAGAUGCACCCGUGUCUGGAUGGGGAGGAGUGUAAAGUUCUGCCAGACCUCACGGGAUGGUCCUGCAGCACGGGCAACAAAGUCAAAACCACCAAGGUCACGCGAUAGCGAGAACACGGCUGCCCCCAUGGCUCCAGGAGACCUAAGACUCUUGAACAUGGAUUUCUAUUCUGGGAAAAGUAGCCCGAUUACUCUGGAUAUCACCCAGACUGGGAAUUUAGCACACGAUGGAUGGAUGGAUGGAUGGAUAGAUGGAUAUACCAUGUUAUAAACUCACAGUGAUGAAAAGACAUGAUGAUGGACCACAUCUAUUUAUAUAAAAACAUAAAUCUAUAUAAAUAUCCAGUGGUGGAGGAUGUGGGCGGAGACUUCUCUAACCUAAACUCUUGAACUCCUACAGGAACGUAGCAGAGUUGCUUUUUUUUGGGGACUACAUGGAUGACCUUGGCGUCCAUACGUGUGUGUGUAUAUGCGUGUGUGUGUGUGUGUAUAAAUGCAUAUAGCCGUGUGUUUGUGCAUGUAUAUAUGUGCAGACAUGCACUUGUGUGCAUAUAUAUGUGCUUGUGUGUGUGUGUGUGUGUGUGUGUGUGUGUUUGUGAGCAAGCCAAGAAAAUCUCCAAGGUUCAAAGCGGCGAGCUCAUAUCCAUGCGAGACCGCGGCGUCAGUCACAAAGUCUUUUCAGACUUCUAAUUAGAGAUGCUAAACAGGAUCAUAACAAUGUAAGAUAUUAGCACUUGUUGGAAAUCAGUUUUGAGAAUAAUUUUGUGUUUGUCCAGAUAGUUCCUUAUCUUCAUGUACCACGAGGUCCUGAGGGAAAUGCGAUGCAUGUCGCUGUUGGUUGGACGCUGAUCAAAUACAAAGACUUCUGUGAUGGAAAAAUGAUCUUAAUGUAACUUAACCAGUCUCAUUUUCUUUUUUGGGACAUUUAAAACACUCACAGAUGAUGAUUAUCUAUGAAACAUACAAACUACACAUGUACCCUUAAAACUCAUCCUUCUUUGUUUAGUUAUUUUAUUUAUAGCCCGGCUCAUAGCGCUUUUCAACUGAACAGCGUAGCACGACACGGCUCGGACAAAUUCGAAGUCUGUCUGUCUAUUUUUCAUUACAUAACACUGUAAAUAAAGAAGGGUCUUUAAGGAGGGUUGUCGUGUGGUGACCAGUGAUAUUUUACAAGAAGUAAAAUACUACUCAAAAUUAAAAAAACAAAACAAUUAAACUAGGCAUAUCUCAUUUUAUGCUAUCAUGUGACAUGUGCCUCCAUAACAGGCUAAACCGUUUAGCAUGAGACACAGCGAAUGCAUACAAACAAGGUCAGGGGUGCCAAUACUUUAAAAAACCAUGUGUGCCGGGUUUAUCAGAUGAAUCUGGAACAGUGUGCAUGUAGGGCACUAUUUCAUUUCAUUUUGCCCUUAUGUUGUACCCUAUGUAGUGAGCCCACAAAGUGAACGUGAAGCUGUUCUGGAUUCUGGAUGAUUUGAAGAUGGACAAUUUAACUAUAUCACAGGGACGUAAUGUAAAAGCAAGCUAAAUAGUGACAUUUAAAAAACUGUUGUAAUGUUCACUGUAUUAUGUUAUCAUGUUGCUUUAAAAAUGAGGAAAAACAAUUUAGCAGACGACCGUGCUGAAACUCAUUCUCGUACUGUCCGUUAGAAAAAAAACGUUCUAUCAAGAGACAUAGGAAGAUUAAAUUCUGGCUCCACCCAUAAGUCCUGGCUCGGACCUCGUGGUACCUGGAUGAGAAAGGUAACCAAAUUCCAAAGCGGCAGUAGAAAUUGAGACACCGUUAAUCAUGGGAUCUUGGUUAAUUUGCCGAGCCAAGCUGUACCACAGUGUUCGGUGGAAAAGCGCUGUAAUGUCCUAUCUAGUCCGUGUUGCACGGUUCGACUCCAAUUUAUCACAGGGUAGAAAGAUACAACACUUACAGGGGCAGUUUGCUAUUUCUGGAGCUCUCUGCUGGCUGAAUUUCAGCUGCAGUGACCAUUACAAACAUGGACAUGUCUUCCAUUUUCCCACCUCAUUUUAAGAAAAAAGAGUAAAGUUGAGACAAGUAGCUGUGCCCUGGACGGGACACAGCGUUAUUGCCGGGUCAGAAAAAUCGAAACCGAAUCCCUAAACAAAGAUUGUAAUGAAAUCCACUGCAUGACAACUUUGAAAAUCAUAGUUUUUUAAUGUAUCUUUGAAAUUAUAUGAUUAUAAUACUAUAUGGUCUAGAAACACUUUUAAACCUAACAAAAGGAUCUAAGUGUUUUGAAAAACCAUAAUGUGUGCCCAAUACUGCAUUAUAAUAAAAGUUCCACUUCAAACCAGCAUCUUUUUCCGUGAAUUUUCCUCAGUGUCAUUAAUUAAUUAGUCAUCGCUGCUGUGUGCCAGACAGCAGAGCUUUAGUCUAAUAGAGCUUUCAUUUACUGGAGCCGGUUUUGACCUUGCACACUGCCGCGUCUGACUUUGAUUGAUCUGCGUUUGGUUCGCUGACAAGAUGGAGUAGAGGUGCUCUGUUUCUCUGC
Molecule: messenger RNA, 3465 nt
Organism: Pangasianodon hypophthalmus (striped catfish)
Lineage: Eukaryota; Metazoa; Chordata; Actinopteri; Siluriformes; Pangasiidae
Gene: tafa4b
Product: TAFA chemokine like family member 4b
Exons: 6
Coding region: 662-1069 (135 amino acids)
Molecular function (GO): receptor ligand activity
Source: RefSeq, a predicted model, not a curated record